Messenger RNA from Diceros bicornis minor, 1176 nucleotides. RefSeq names its product ER membrane protein complex subunit 8 (gene EMC8). The transcript is spliced from 5 exons. The record is from RefSeq and is a predicted model, not a curated record. Gene Ontology annotation, cellular component: EMC complex. The coding region runs from base 236 to 868 and encodes 210 amino acids. Lineage: Eukaryota; Metazoa; Chordata; Mammalia; Perissodactyla; Rhinocerotidae.
GCGGCGCCCGGCGAGGAGCGCGAGUCGAGUCUGAGGCGGGCACGUCGGUCCGGAGCCUACGUUCGCGGGGCCGAGCCCGGAGCGGGGCCCGGCCUGUGGGGGCCUCCGCCAGCCGCGGGGCCGCGCCAAACUGCCGCUGCUUCGUCCCGCUUCUCCGCUGAGGCUCCGCGCGGCCGGGCAGCGCAUCCGGGCCUCCGCCGGCGCCCGGGGCCUCCGGGGCCCUCCCGGGCUCAGCAUGCCCGGGGUGAAGCUGACCACCCAGGCCUACUGCAAGAUGGUGCUGCACGGCGCCAAGUACCCGCACUGCGCCGUCAACGGACUGCUGGUGGCCGAGAAGCAGAAGCCGCGCAAGGAGCACGUCCCCCCGGGCGGCCCGGGGGCCCACCACACCCUCUUCGUGGACUGUAUCCCCCUCUUCCACGGCACCCUGGCCCUCGCCCCCAUGCUGGAGGUGGCCCUCACCCUGAUUGAUUCAUGGUGCAAAGAUAAUAGCUAUGUGAUUGCUGGUUAUUAUCAAGCUAAUGAACGAGUAAAGGAUGCCAGUCCAAACCAAGUUGCAGAAAAGGUGGCCUCCAGAAUCGCCGAGGGCUUCAGCGACACUGCUCUCAUCAUGGUAGACAACACUAAGUUUACGAUGGACUGUGUGGUACCUACAAUCCACGUGUACGAACACCACGAAAACAAGUGGCGGUGCAGGGACCCACACCAUGAUUACUGUGAAGACUGGCCUGAGGCCCAGAGGAUCUCGGCGUCGCUCCUGGAUAGCCGGUCCUACGAAACACUCGUGGAUUUUGAUAACCACCUGGAUGACAUUCGGAAUGACUGGACAAAUCCAGAGAUCAAUAAAGCUGUUUUGCACCUGUGUUAGGGAGGGAUUUCAGUGACUGGUCUCUGGGCAUUUCCACUACGCUGAAGAAGAAAAGCUAUUUUUAAAUGUAAAUAAAAUAUCUCAUAGCCUGUUUGGAAAGCUGACAGUUUUCAGAAGUGGCAUGAGCCUUGAAAGAGGGCAUAAUGUCCUAUCAGUCGUCUUUUUAAUGCAGAGUCUCUAGAAGAGGCACAGACUCUCCAGUCUGACUGCCCUGUGGAGUCCUUCCGAGUUAUAUGUUGCUAUCAUCCUCCAAAUCAAAGCUAUUUCUGCUUGUCCAAGAUGGUUCCUAUUAAACAGUUUUACGUAAC